UCAUUAUUCGUCAGUGACUUCAAGCUGGUGGUCGAUAUUAAAUUUUCAUCUUGUGAAUCAAAAAAAAAAAUUAUCUACAAUGAACCGUGAUUAUCCUAGCACUUCUCAAAAGCAAAGAGAUUUCAUGGAGCCAAUGGGAGACAAACUCGUAACAAGGCUACCCGGAAUUGGAGAGACACUUGGCGACCGGAUGACCAAUGCUGGUUAUCAAAAGGCGUCUCAAGUGCUUGGCCAAUAUUUGGCCGUUGAUCAAAAUCGACAAGAGUUCGGCCACUUUAUGAAGGAUACCUGUAAUGCGAACACAAAACAAUCAUCCGAUUGCUAUAACGGACUCAAGGAGUGGACUAGGGAAUUCCUAUAACUUGUUAAAUUAGAUCUGAUUGGGUUUUUUCGAGGUUUUCCCAAUCCGUGCAACAAAUGUUGGAUCCAUUAAAUUGCCUUCGAUUUCAUUUUUUUUGCAUUGAUUAUUCUAAAUUGUAUUUUUGAUUUACAAAUUAAAUAUUUUUUUUAUUUUCUGUUCUUUUAAUUUUGCUCUUUUGUCUAUAGAUAUAUUUAAACUCGAUAUUAAAAAAGAAAACUCUCAAAACAGCUUCAUUUAUUUUUCCCAAUAAAAUGUUCUCUAAAUAAAAUGUAUAAAGUCAUAUUUUUUAAUUCACAAUUUUCUAAAUAGUCUGUCUUAUGGACUACUGCCGGGUAUCUUUCUUGCAUCGAUACACCCAAUUGCUUCAUUGCUACUUAUGUAUGUAGCGACCCAUCUGGUACAGCGAUAUUUCAUCAUUUAAAUUAAUUAAAGCGAAAAGAGCCAUAACGCUAUCUAAGGAACAACAAUUCAUUUAUAUGAGUAGAAAAAACCAUUAUAAUAUUUUCAAUUAGUUAUUUUCUUUUUGUUAAAUAAAAAUCAAAUUGCCUUGUACGUAAGGUCAAAAAUAUGCAUUCUUUA
Molecule: messenger RNA, 940 nt
Organism: Drosophila albomicans
Lineage: Eukaryota; Metazoa; Arthropoda; Insecta; Diptera; Drosophilidae
Product: barrier-to-autointegration factor-like
Exons: 2
Coding region: 80-361 (93 amino acids)
Molecular function (GO): DNA binding
Source: RefSeq, a predicted model, not a curated record